Messenger RNA from Anopheles darlingi, 5160 nucleotides. RefSeq lists its product as uncharacterized. Bases 450 to 4784 code for a protein of 1444 amino acids. The transcript has 3 exons. The record is from RefSeq and is a predicted model, not a curated record. NCBI's taxonomy places the organism in Eukaryota, Metazoa, Arthropoda, Insecta, Diptera, Culicidae.
CGUCUGCAAUUCACGUCAUCGUUCCCGUUGGAAAAGUAGGUCUUCCUGGCCUCACAAACCGUGCAAACCGUGGAAAACAGCAGCUCGGAAAGAUCCCCAAACAGAAAUCCGAAAACCACGAAAAAGGAUUCUAAAUCCUUUUACAACUCCACCGGAACCAACUCAUAAUCAUCCUUAGAACGCACAGAAACCUACGGCUAAGAUCCGGGUGCGUCGGAAGGAAAACCGCCAAGAUUUCAGAUACCCCAGACAGCUACUAAAGGGAAUGAACAGAUUGCACCUAAUUGGAUCAUUGGUAUAGAACUGGGGUAAAUCCUCACUGAAGAAGAAGGAUUCAUCAUCAUCACGAAACCACCAAAGCCACUCUACAAUGAAAAACAUGAAAAGUUCUGUGUAUCCGAGGUAGAGCGGUUGAAUACUGGGGAAAACUUAGUCGUACUAAGAGCACGAUGGACAUCUUCCAGAAUCAGUGCAGCGAGAGUCUCGGUUUCGAUUCGGUGCUAUCGGCGAACCAUCUCGGAUCACCGCUGCACGAUGUUCCUAGCUCACCGAGUGCCCUUAACUAUGCGCCCGCAUCGCCCUACUUUGCCAGCUUCUCCCAGUCUCAACAACCCGUAUCGCAAGGUACGACGGCCUUCGGUUCUUCCUCCUCUUCAAGCGCCGGACCAAACGAUGUUAUCUUGCCGAGCAUUUUCGUCAAAAUACCGACUCAGAUCAACCAACAGUAUCAACAGGAGAACCGGUUACGAUCACGUAAUGCCAGUGAAAUCAAGUGCGAGGACCGGACGGAAGCAAUCAAGAGUGAAAUCGCUGAUAUGCGCUCGCUCGGUCCUCCACCGGUGCCGACCGCUAGUUCCGUUAGCGAACGGCAGCUGCCGGACGCAAUCGGUGGUUAUCUGAACGCUACUGUUCUGGAUGAAACCGCACCCAUCACGGAAGCUCUGAUACUGCGCUGUGAUUACUGUCCCUUCGCUACACUCUCGGAACCGUGCCUUAGCGAACACAAACGAGCAAAGCAUGAUUCGGCCGUCGCUCGAUUGUUGCUAGUUCCCCUACCCUGUCCCGUUUGUGAGAAUAAGUUCUACAAGCGCACCGUUUUGGAGCUUCAUCUGCUGGAGGACCACGAAAUGGCACGGAGUGAAGUGGAUCUGCUGCUGAAACGCUGUAAUCAACCACAGGAGGAAGCUUCUGCGUCCACUAUUUCCCAUGAGGUGAAUCAUGCGGUCGAUCCGCUCAUUCAGGCCAUGCCGCCACCAUCAGCAGCAGUAGCAGCUGCGGCGAAAAGCCGUAUUUACAUUAAAGAUGUGCAGCUGCUUAGAAACCCGGACGUAAUUACUCAAAGCACACAUGCCCAGUCGUCGGAACGGUCGCAGUCUUCCGAUGCGAUACAACAACCACAGCCAGUCAUCGGAGAGUACCAGCUGUUGACACCGCAUCCGACCAUGGAUUCUCUAUCGCACGAGCCUCCCCUAGAGGCGAUGUUUCCGCAGCAAACGACCUGCCCGGGAUCGGGGGCAACAACUAAUCAAGGAAGCAAAAUCUUCAUCCGCAAUGUCUCACUUCUACAGAGCGCCAACUUUGCCCCCUCGUCGGAGAAUAUGCUGCUACCGAAUGGUACGGCCAAGUAUCGGAGCUUCCUUUCUACCGCUUCUGAUAGCUGCAGCAAUCCAUCACCACCAACCAUGGAAUCUCCCGUGGGAGAUGGAAGCACACCGAAUAACGAUACACCUCCACCUCUUCCUCCUCCUUCGAUGGCGUCGGGUAAUAAUCGCAUUUACAUUAAAAAUGUAGACAUUCUGCGCAAUCCAGUACCAUCGAUGAUGGAACCGGUGGAUACGUUGGGCAAUUCUUCGCAGGUGAUUUAUAAUGAAGCCCUGGGUGUCGAUAGUCGCGCUAGUAGCUGUGAAAGUAUCGUUUGCACUUCAACGCCACCACCUCCUGUGGCGUCGACAUCGGUUGGUGCAGUGGCCACUUCGGGUACACUAUCAGUGGCAGCACCCGUUACCGUUAUACCCCGGUCACAGAUUAUGUCGUCCCGAUGUUCAGACGAUAAUAUGCUGCUCUCAUCGGCAAUAGAUCCAAAUGGAUCCGAACUACCAACGAACGCUGUAUCGAUGCAGUCCAGUGUUCAUGGCUUCCUUGAUGGUGGUCUACAGCCGGAAACCACGAACGUUUCGAUGGAUUCAGCAACCAACCAGUGCCAAACCACGGAGAGGCGGAGUAAGAUUUUUAUUAAAAACAUAAGCGUCCUCAAGCAACCGACCAUUCAUCUCAAAUCGGUCGACGAGGUAAACCUGAUGACGUACGAUGAGAUGCAGAUGCAGAAUCUGGUUCCUUCAAUCGUCACAACGGGUGAUGGUGGCGAUGUUCGAAGCCAGGAAGUGAUGGAUGCGGAUGUGCUCCAGCCUGUGAUGCCACAGCAAACAUUCGUCGAUGGUCUAAGAAACGGUACAACGGUUGGCGAGGAUAAUGACAUGAUGGGACGAUACGAGAUUCUGGAUGAUUGUAGCUUCGCUGAGUUCGAUGAUGAUGACAAGCAGCAUGGAACCGGAGCCACGGGAGCUUGCGAUCUGUCCGGGAACAACCUCGAGGAAAAUCGCAGAGCAAUCGAAGGCAUACAGCAAGAGGAGUUCGAUAGCGAUAUCAUCCUAUUGCAAUCGGGUUCCUCGUCACUUGCACCUUUCGACGAGAGCUCUGGUGGCAAGCUAGCAAAUGGUGAGGGAUGGCCUGUAGGAGACACCGCCAGUUCGUCCUCUCUUUCGCAGGAUAUUCUCGUUGUUGCGGAUUUUGAUCAACCAACCGAGAAGCCACUACCGGAAACUGAUGGCAACGGUUGUCAAGGUGUAGAGGUGAUCCAUCUUGACACCGUCGACCAACAAGUAGAACCGCCAACUAUGGCCCCGGAGGUGCGCCCUCCGAGCACACGAUCUCCCACCAUCUCUGGGCAACCGAGAGGCCGCCCAAAAGGUGCCAAACGGACGGGCAUUACGAAGCUUAAGAAGCUGUACACCAACCUAACACCACAGGAGGCGGGCUACAGUUGUGACCAGCGAGAGUGUGGUAUGCGCUUCCGGAAGCAAGAACUGCUGGAAUAUCAUCGAAAAUGUCACGCACGUGAUGCACCGCACGGUACCGUGUGUCCCGAGUGUGGUUCGCACGAGUUUCGUAGUUGGAAGACGCUGCAUACGCACCUGUGGCGUCAGCAUACGAUCGAUAUGGAGUUGUACGCUUGCCAGCUUUGCAGUUUUAAGACGCCCCUGCUAGCCCGGUUACUUAAAACGCACAUGUUGAUUCACUCCGAUGAACGGAACUUCAAGUGUGGCGUCUGUGGAAAAGCGUUCAAGAACAAUAAGCAGCUGCGUAACCAUCGUCGAUCACAUCGUGAUCCAUCGGCGGUGAUCGAGGAGCCAACGGUUGCGGUAGCAACCUCGCAGCAUCGGAAAUCAACACGGAAAGGUAAAAAGGCUGCAACGGAUCCAAGCGUAAACGACGGUGAGCAAGCCACAGUAGCUGGUGCUGCUGCUGCUGCUGGAGGAGGCCAUGAUUCUGUACUGAAAUGUGCCGCCUGUGAUGAGCAGUUUACAAACCAAGGCACGCUUCGAUCGCACGUAGAAAGUCAACAUCCGACGACGAUUGCACCGUCGGCUACUGGUAAGUACCGAUGUACCCUCUGUGGAAUGCUUUUCGUGACGCGUUACCAACUGGACAAGCACACGCCAAAGCACUCGGACGAGAAGCGGUUCAAGUGCGAGCACUGCGAGUACACCACGAAUGAGCACAACGCUUUUCGACGUCACCGGAUGCGGCAUAAUGCGAAAGGGACGCAUCUGUACAAGUGUGGCUACUGCGAUUAUACUAGCAUCCAGAGUACGACCUACCGGAAGCAUCUGGAGCGAAGCCAUGCCGAUGUGGCAUCGGGACUGCUGUACAAGUGUAACAAAUGUGCAUUCGUCUCGAUCAGCGAACUCAAGUAUCAGGCUCAUCAGGCGAAGCAUGAACGGGAAGCGUUACAGGAUGGCCCCGAUGGCCAGUCGGAAGACGAAGAGAGCGAGGAAGACGAUGAAGAGGGUGACGAAGACGACGGUGAGAUGGUUGGUGAGGAUGAGGAAGAGGAGAUUGAACACCAGCAGCAACGUUGUGCAGAGUCGGAUGCACCGUGGGUGACGGUUUGUGGCGCUACUACGGAGAUGGAACUCCCCCAGGAUCAAUCGUAUCAUCGUGCCUGUGAGAGUGUCAAUUCCGAUAUCAUGAUCAUUGAUCCAACGGACCAGCAAACGCCAGCAACUACCACUAACGGUGAGGUUCCGAUGCAGCAUCCUAUCGGCAAUACGUUACAUCUGGUCCAACCAUCGCAGCCCAUCAUCAGACCAGCGAUAUUCGCCAACAAUUUUUCCAAAGUUGAUAAUUUCUACGGUUAUCAACAGCAGCAGCAGCAGCAGCAGCAACAACAGCUGCACCUUCAGCAUCAACAACAGCAACAUGAAUUGUUGCAACCAAAAAUUCUUAAACUUACCGAUCGGCUACCACCUCAUCGCGUAUCGCCCGGACAUCGAUCGUAUAUUCAACCAGGUUUCCAACUGCAGUCAACCUUACCCUCGCCAUGCGCUCCAACCCUACUAUCGACCGUUGCUCUUCCGGUGGGGUGUACAAGUAAUACCUACGCAAACCUGACGCCUGCACAAACCGACUCGAGUACUGCUAUCGAGCAGAAGCAGUACGAUAGUGUGCAGUCGGUGUCUGCAGAGGACGGAAUGUUUAUGAAUAUGGUACCGGAGCCUCUGUAAAAUUGCAUUUUGAAGCGAGUAAUUCCUGAUACUCAUUAGUCAACAGUCCAUUAGAUGAUGCUCAAUGGAGUAGAUGCAUUGAUUGGGGCCUGUAGUAGCUAAUUCCAUGAUUAGAGCUAGUGCCUCUUCAUAUUGUGAUAUUAGUAUAGUACGUUCGUAGGUUUGGAUUAAGAAGAGAAACGGAAAUCUCUAAUGGUAUGGGAUAAGGGUUUACUAUCAGUUAAUCUUUUGAGUCCUCCUUGAAUUUCCUUUUUUUGCCUAAAAUGAGUGUAAAUGAAUUCAAGUAUUUCCACAAAAAACAUUUAGAAAUGGAGGCAGCGAACUGAAGAAUCCCAUGGUAUAGAAUGCCCACAGUUGGGGGAAGAGUCACGAUAUC